UCGAUUCUUCUGGAAUUCCAGUUUCGGGGCCCUUUUAUCAGACGACGCCUGCCGGCUGUGUGCCCGCAGUGAUCGCUGUGCUCCUCCUCUCUCUGUGCUCGCUGUGCUCCUCUCCCCUCCCGCAAGCCAUGGCGAGCGACAUGCUGCUGUACUGGGGCUCGGGCAGCCCGCCGUGCUGGCGCAUCCAGCUGUGCCUGGAGGAGAAGGCGCUGCAGGGCUACCAGCAGAAGCUGCUCUCCUUCGAGAAGCAGGAGCACAAGAGUGCAGCUGUGACCGAGAUCAACCCCAGGGGACAGCUUCCCUCCUUCCGUCACGGUGUCAACAUUAUCAACGAAUCCUUAGGGGCGUGCUUCUACCUGGAGCCACAAUUCAAGGCACAGGGCACAAAACUGAUGCCAGAUGGAGCAGCAGAGCAGGCCUUGGUUCUGCAGCGCACAUUUGAGGUCCUCACCUUGCAACAGAAAUCUGGGGAUGUCAUCUACUACAACUGGCGCAUUCCAGUGCAGGAGCGGCACAACUCUGCUCUGAAACGAAAUACUGAGGCAUUGGCAAAGGAGCUGUUGCUAUGGGAGGGGUAUCUUGCCAAGGUGUGCUACAAAAAUGAUCAGCAUUGA
Lethenteron reissneri (Far Eastern brook lamprey) is the source of this 614-nucleotide messenger RNA. Its product is annotated as glutathione S-transferase A-like. Lineage: Eukaryota; Metazoa; Chordata; Hyperoartia; Petromyzontiformes; Petromyzontidae. The record is from RefSeq and is a predicted model, not a curated record. Gene Ontology annotation, cellular component: mitochondrion. Gene Ontology annotation, molecular function: glutathione transferase activity; maleylacetoacetate isomerase activity. Gene Ontology annotation, biological process: L-phenylalanine catabolic process; glutathione metabolic process.